AGCUGCCGCCCAGCUCCAGCACGCAUCGCCUCAUUGCGACACGAACUCGCCAACGCAGCAUCGAGGCUCUUGCGUACAUCCGCGCAAACCGGCGUCUUCUCUCGGCCACUCGUCCGUAUCGACCAUCUUCUCUGCCCUCGUCGCCGCAUCUGCUCGUUAGCUGUGGCUCCGUCUGUACCACCUCCACAGACCACUUAUCGCCAACCCCACCAACAAUGUGUCGUCUCUCAUAGACAGCUCUUCUUCCUAUCACGAUACUCCAAUGUCUUCAGAUCCUCGCAACGCCCUCAGCGCCCUCCUUCGGGCCGCUGAUAUCGACGACCACGAACAGAUCCUCGAUGCCGCCAAUGCCGCACUCAAGGCCGACAAGAACGACCAUGUCGCCCAACACACCAAAGUGGUCGCUCUCCUAAAGCUCGAUCGCUUCGACGAUGCCCUCCGUGUGAUUAGCGGUGGGGGGAUCAAGAUUGAGGCUACCUGCAUUCUCGAACAGGCCUAUGCGCUGUACAAGACUGGCAAGCUGGCCGAGGCUUCUGAUCUGCUCGAGACCCGUGGCCUAGAGAAACGAAGCCUUCAACACGUCGCCGCGCAGGUCGCCUACAGGGCCGAGAAAUUCCACAAUGCCGAGAGCAUUUAUAGGCACCUUCUGGAUACAGAGCCAGAAAAUGAGGAGAGCGAUCUCAAAAUCAACAUCACCGCUGCUGUUGCCCAGACCCAAUGGACAGGCAUCCCCUCCUCCAGCCCAGCAGUAGCCCCCGAAACUCUGGAUACCUUCGAGCUGUGCUAUAACAUGGCUUGCGGUGAGCUUGCUCGGGGAAACACGAGCGUUGCCCUCACUCUCUUACAGCGUGCUGCUAUGCUCUGCGAUAACUCGGACGAGCUCACCGACGAGGAGAAGAAGAUUGAGCUGAGAUCUAUCCGCGCCCAACAGGCGUAUCUGUUUGCCAAGAUUGCAAAACCUAGCUCUGCCCUGGAAGUUUACGAGAUGUUAGGUCCUCCAACCGGCAAAGACGGCCGUGACUUCGCCGUCAUUACCCAAAACAACCACUUUGCCCUGGAGGAAGCUGGUAACCCAUUCGUGCGCCAACGCAAAGCAGAGUCUUUGAUGGCGUCAGCAGCCCAAAGCGACCUCUUCAGCUACCAGUCCAACAUCCUCAAGCGCAAUAACCUCGUCAUCGAUCUUGGUGCCUUCAAGACCAAGGGUGUCGCGGAGAGAACGGAAAAGAUUCUGGCUCAGGCAAAGCUCCCUUCAGCAAACCCACAGAUCAACAUCUCCUCCAUUAUCAAUGCGGCUGCUCACACCCAAGGACUGGAUAACAAGGAGGCUCUUCGGAAAUUACAGGCCUUGGCGGUUAAGCGUCCCAGCGAUGUUGGCAUUGUCUUGGCUAUUGUUCAGCUACAGAUUAGGGAACAGCAAGGCGGCGCCGCUUUGACGACUCUCACAUCUUUCCUCAGCCGCUUAGAGACUUCCGAGGAUGUAAACGACUUAGACACCCGCUACAGCCCUGGUAUUGUUGCCCUAGCGGUUUCGUUGAUGCGGUCGCAGCAGCGGGAAUCAUCAGCCAAGGCUGAACUUGUCAAGGCCGCUCAGUGGUGGCAGAAACGUCCGGCUCACUCAGUUGGGUCACUCCUCCUCGAGGCCGGAAUCGAGCUCAUGAGAUCAUCCAACGCAGACGACUUGAAAUUGGCGGGUAUUUCGUUUGACAAGCUAUUCCGAGAGCAGCAGGACUCCGAAAUUGCUGCGGCUGGACUAGUGGCUGCCUUUGCGGCCUCUGAAGCCUCAAAGGUCAGGCAAUACGCCGACAAGCUGCCGCCCGUCCACGACUUGAUUAGCGGUAUCGACGUAGAUGCACUCUUCGACUCUGGCGUGGCCGUCGCCCGCAGCAACGUCACCUCCAAGAAGCGAGCAGCCUCAAACGAGGCCAACGCCGAGAAGGCGACCAAGCGACGAAGGAGAAAGCUCCCCAAGAACUAUGUCGAGGGCAAGACUCCCGACCCAGAGCGAUGGCUUGCCCUCCGCGAUAGAUCUUCAUACCGUCCUAAAGGCAAGAAGGGGAAGAAGAGAGCCGGCGAGGCCACGCAGGGAGGUAUUGUCAAGGAGGAGGAAACGCUGGGUCUCGUAGGUGGAGGAGGCGUCAAGGUGGAGAAGGCCCCGGCGCCUUCAUCGACCAAUAAGAAGAAGAAGAAGGGCAAGAAAUAGAUUCUCUCUCUCGUUUUGUAGUCAUCUUGAUGCAGGGAAUCUGAUGUUUAGUAUAUAUGGAUGUAUGGAUGUGCGUAUAAAGUGAUUAGGGGGAGCUUAAUUCUAAGAAAUGUGAUGGGUCCUGAUCAGUUUGGGAAAAGAGGAAUGGAAAAAAUAAAAAUGACAAUAAAAUGCAUGCUAGCUUCUCUCUUAUCCUUUCAUUCAUCACGGGCCACAAUAUCAAAGCAUUUUACCAUCACGAUGGGUAGGACAACGACGACAAAGGUGUAUCAAAAAGGUUUAUAUAUCUGAAUUGCUGUAUGGUAUAAU
Trichoderma asperellum CBS 433.97 is the source of this 2509-nucleotide messenger RNA. RefSeq lists its product as uncharacterized. Gene Ontology annotation, biological process: SRP-dependent cotranslational protein targeting to membrane. Gene Ontology annotation, molecular function: protein binding; ribosome binding; 7S RNA binding. NCBI's taxonomy places the organism in Eukaryota, Fungi, Ascomycota, Sordariomycetes, Hypocreales, Hypocreaceae. The record is from RefSeq and is a predicted model, not a curated record. Gene Ontology annotation, cellular component: signal recognition particle, endoplasmic reticulum targeting.